Ipomoea nil (Japanese morning glory) is the source of this 5857-nucleotide messenger RNA. RefSeq names its product proteasome activator subunit 4. NCBI's taxonomy places the organism in Eukaryota, Viridiplantae, Streptophyta, Magnoliopsida, Solanales, Convolvulaceae. The record is from RefSeq and is a predicted model, not a curated record. Bases 216 to 5666 code for a protein of 1816 amino acids. Gene Ontology annotation, biological process: proteasomal ubiquitin-independent protein catabolic process. Gene Ontology annotation, molecular function: peptidase activator activity; proteasome binding. The transcript is spliced from 35 exons. Gene Ontology annotation, cellular component: cytosol; nucleus.
AAAAAAUUAAUUAAGCAGAGCUCCAUUACCUACCGCCCGCCCCGGUUACCCGUCAACCUCCGAUUCAACUUUUUUUCUUGUCAAAAAAGAAAUGCAACACUUGGGACACACACUAUAUAUAUAGUGUUUAUGUAUAGGGGCUGCCACUGCUGCAUAAUUCACAUUCCAGACAGGGGUUUUCGUUGAAUCGCAGAGAUAGAAAGCUGAAAUCAGGAAUGCAUCUGUAUAACGCUUGGUUGCCGCCGCCUGUGGCGGAGCAGGCGGUGAAAGAGAAGGACGCGUUCGCCGGAGUGGUGAAGUCAGCCAAGGAAGCCUAUAAACUGGACGAUCCGGAUUCGGUUUAUGCUACGCUGAAAUGGAUAUCUGUUCUCGACCUCUUCAUAAAGGCAAGAAGUGAACUGUACAUGGAAGAUGUGAAAGGUCUUAUCGAAUUUGGGUUGGAAUUGUUCCGAGUAUCUGAAAAUAAACUUUAUGCUCAGGUUAGAUGGGGAAAUCUCUUGGUAAGGAUAUUAAAUAAAUACAGAAAGAAGUUGAAUUUGAAGGUCCAGUGGCGCCCAUUCUACGAUACUCUGGUCCACACCCACUUCACAAGUAGGAAUACUGGCCCAGAAGGAUGGAGAUUGAGACAGCGGCAUUUUGAGGCAGUUACUUCACUUGUUCGAUCCUCCCGACGGUUCUUCCCUCCUGGUUCUGCAUUUGAGAUAUGGUCUGAAUUCAGAUUCCUAUUGGAAAAUCCAUGGCAUAACUCGGCUUUUGAAGGUUCUGGUUUUGUACGAUUAUUCCUACCAACAAACAUGGACAAUGAAGACUUCUUCUCUGAUGAUUGGAUUAGAUCAUGCCUAGACCACUGGGAUUCUAUACCAAAUUCCCAGUUUUGGAACAGCCAAUGGGCUUCUGUUACAGCUCGUGUCAUAAAGAACUACAACAAUAUUGAUUGGGAAACAUUCUUGUCAAAUUUUUUCAACAGAUACUUGAAUAUGUUUGAGGUUCCUGUGGCAAAUGGGGGUGGGUCUAAUCCAUUUUCUGUGGAUGUUCCCAGAAACACUAGAUUCUUGUUCUCAAAUAGAACAAUCACUCCAUCAAAGGCCAUAGCUAAAUCAAUUGUUUAUCUACUAAGACCUGGAGGUUCAGCACAACAGUAUUUUGAGAAAUUGGUCAACCUCUUGGAACAGUAUUACCACCCUUCCAAUGGUGGCCGCUGGACAUAUUCCCUUGAAAGAUUUUUGUUCUACUUGGUAACUACGUUUCAGAAACGAUUGCAACGUGAGCAACAGAGAAAAGAUAAAGGUGAACAGUCUGAACUCUUCCUGGGGCAAGUGGACAGGGCUUCCUUUGUCAAUAGCAUCUUGAGGCUAAUUGAUCGCGGUCAAUAUAGCAAAAAUGAACAUCUUUCAGAAACAGUUGCUGCUGCAACUUCUAUUCUGUCAUAUGUGGAGCCAUCCUUGGUUCUUCCAUUUUUAGCAUCUCGGUUUCAUAUGGCCUUAGAGACGGUGACAGCCACCCACCAGUUGAAGAGUGCUGUGAUGUCAGUAGCAUUUUCUGCACGAUCUUUGUUCCUCACAGCCUUAUCUACAUCCCCCAUGGAUUUGGAUGAUGUUGAUCAUGGUGGUUCAUAUGUUGACCUUCUGAUGAUUUCCUUAUCAAAUGCAUUGCUUGGGAUGGAUGCCAAUGACCCACCGAAAACCUUGGCAACAAUGCAACUUAUUGGUUCCUUAUUUUCCAGUAUGGCUACUUUGGAAGAUGCUGUGGAUGAGUCGUCUCUUAUGCCAGCAUUUCACUUUUCUGAAUGGCUUGAUGAGUUCUUUUGCCGCUUGUUCUCUUUGCUUCAACAUUUGGAACCUAGCAGUGUUGUGAAUGAAGGUCUUCAUUCUCCUGCAACUUCAGGAACUUUCUUGGUUGAGGAUGGCCCAUACUAUUUCUGCAUGUUAGAAAUAUUGAUGGGGAGACUUUCAGGAUCACUUUAUAAGCAGGCCCUUAAAAAAAUUUCCAAAUUUGUUACCACAAAUAUCCUUCCUGGGGCAAUUGCUGAGGUUGGACUGCUUUGUUGUGCUUCUGUUCAUCCUAAUCCAGAGGAGGCAGUUACUCAUCUCGUCAAACCAAUGUUGGAGUCUGCUUUAUUGUCAUUGAAAGGAACACCUGUUACAGGGUUUGGAGGAAGAGGGACUUUUGAUGCUUCUAAACUAAGCAAGGCAAAACCCACACUCUCUCCAGCUCUUGAAAUGGCAAUUGAAUAUCAGUUGAAAGUAUUAUCUAUAGCAAUCAGUUAUGCAGGCCCUGCACUUCUUCGCUACAAAGACGAGUUCAAAGAAGCUAUUGCUUGUGCCUUUGAUUCUCCAUCUUGGAAGGUUAAUGGGGCAGGUGAUCAUGUUCUCCGAUCUCUCCUUGGAAGUCUGGUUCUUUAUUAUCCCAUUGAUCAAUACAAGUGUCUUUUGCAUCAUUCGGCUGCCCCAACAUUGGAGGAGUGGAUCAGUACAAAAGAUUUUGCAAAUGAUAAACAAUGGAUGGCCCCCAGGUGGCAUCUCCCUUGUAAGGAAGAGAUUCAAUUUGCAAAUGAACUGUUAAGUCUGCAUUUCGAUUCUGCUUUAGAUGACCUUUCAAGGAUAUGCAAAUCCAAAAUCCAUUCUGAUCCAGGAAAUGAGAAAGAGCACUUGAAAGUGACUCUUCUGCGCAUUGAUUCUUCAUUACAAGGGGUUUUGUCAUGUUUACCCGAUUUUAAGCCAUCCUGCAAGAAUGGGGUGGUUGAAGAGCUAGGUCAUAUUCCUUUCUUGAUUGCUGGAGCAACAGGUUCAUGUGUUGGCAGUGCUGAACUGCGAGAGAAAGCCACUGAUGUUAUUCAUUCAGCUUGCCUAUACUUACUGGAGGAAAAGUCUGACGAUAGCAUUUUGUUAUUGCUUCUCAUUCGUAUAAUGGAUUCUUUAGGAAAUUAUGGGAGUUCAGAAUAUGAUGAGUGGUCAAAUCACCGACAGGCCUGGAAACUGGAAUCUGCUGCCAUUGUAGAACCUCCAGUUAAUUUCAUUGUGUCAUCUCAUUCUAAAGGCAAAAGAAGAUCUAGAUGGGCACUUAUUGACAAAGCAUAUAUGCAUAGUACUUGGAGAGCUUCGCAGUCGUCAUAUCAUCUUUUCCGGAUGAAGGCGAAUCUGUCUCCAUCUGACCGUGUGAUACUUUUGAUGGAUGAUCUUCUUACUCUCUCUUUACAUAGCUAUGAAACAGUCCGUGCAAUCGCUGGAAAAUCUCUUCUGAAGAUGAUGAAAAGAUGGCCAUUUACUAUUCCGAAGUGUGUGCUCACUCUCAGUGAAAAUUUGAGGAAUCCAAGCUCACCUGAAUAUGCAGUGUUAGGUUCUUGUGCAGUCCUUGCAACACAAACUGUUCUUAAAUGUUUGACAACGGAUACAAAGGCACUUUCUUCAUUUCUUCUUGGAAUUCUUUCAAGCUCUCAUCAUGAGUCAUUAAAAGCUCAGAAAGCAAUCAAUGAGCUUUUUGUCAAGUACAACAUUUAUUUUGCUGGAGUAUCUAGAAAUAUGUUCAGAACAUCAAGCAAUCAUUCAGAUGAGACCGAUUUUGCAGUCUUGGUUUCUGAGAUUGGCUCUAUGAGUUUUGAAAGCACCAACUUGCACUGGCGGUAUAAUCUGAUGGCUAACAGAGUUUUGCUUCUAUUAGCGAUGGCUUCUAGGAAUGACCCAAACUCAUCAUCUAAAAUUCUCAGUGAAACUGCUGGUCAUUUCUUAAAAAAUCUGAAGAGUCAACUGCCACAGACAAGAAUACUAGCAAUAUCUGCUCUAAAUACACUGUUAAAGGAAUCACCUUACAAACUGUCUGAGGACCGGACUGUUCUCUCUACUGAUUUACACAGAAAUACCAAGUCUUCUCUUGAAGGAGCAUUAAGUAGUAUCUUCCAAGAAGAAGGGUUUUUUAAUGAGACUCUAAACAGUCUUUCUCAUAUUCAUAUAAUUGAUACAGAUGGUGCAUCUUCCAAAGGAGGUCAUGGAAAUUCUUCAUUCCAGAGCUUUGCAGACAAAUCCAUCACUCGAUUCUAUUUUGAAUUUUCUUCAUCAUGGCCCCGUACCCCUAACUGGAUAUCUUUAUUGGGAAAUGAUACCUUUUACUCAAGCUUCGCUCGAAUCUUUAAACGGUUAAUGCAAGAAUGCGGCAUGCCUGUGUUACUGGCUCUAAAAAAUGCACUGGAGGAAUAUUUAAAUGCCACAGAGAGGACUAAACAGUGUGUUGCUGCUGAAGCAUUGGCUGGUGUGCUGCAUUCUGAUGUCUAUGGUGUUUCAGAAGCAUGGGAUAGUUGGUUGAUGGUCCAUCUGCAGAAUAUUAUUCAUUCACCUUCUGUGGAAUCUAUACCAGAGUGGGCAGCUUGUAUUCGUUAUACAGUUACUGGAAAGGGAAAAUAUGGAACAAAGGUUCCUCUUUUAAGGCAGAAAGUCUUGGACUGUCUAAUGAACCCUAUUCCUGAAGCAGUUAGUACUACUGUUAUUACCAAGCGCUAUACUUUUCUUUCAGCUGCGCUAAUAGAAUUAUCCCCGCCUAGAAUGCCAGUAGCUGAAAUAGAGCUUCAUAAUAAGCUUCUUAAAGAGUUGAUUGGGAAUAUGAGUCAUUCCUCUCCACAAGUCAGGGAAUCAAUUGGCUUAACUCUUUCAGUGUUAUGCUCAAACAUUAGACUUAAUGAGUUGUGUAAUCAAGUCCAGUCCCAUGAGACACAAAUUAGUGACCUGCACAAAAACUUGGAGACAGGGCGUUGGGAUCAAUAUUUAAUAGACCGAGCUUCGGAGCUCGUGUUGAAUAUCCAGAAGUCUAGCCAUUCAGAUGUUGCUGAUAACUCAACAGAUAAGGUUUCUGAAAAUGGAACAUCAAAUGACCAAUCUAAAGAUGAUGCUAAAUGGAUGGAGACGUUAUUUCAUUUCAUCAUCUCUUCUUUAAAGUCGGGAAGGUCUUCAGUUUUGCUAGAUGUUCUUGUUGGUCUGCUCUAUCCUGUAAUCUCUCUACAGGAAACAUCAAAUAAAGAUCUUUCCACUCUGGCCAAAGCAGCUUUUGAAUUGCUGAAAUGGAGACUUAUCUUGGAAUCCCAUCUACAGAAGGCUGUAUCUGCCAUUCUUACUUCAGCGAGUGAUCCAAAUUGGCGUACCAGAUCAGCUACAUUAACCUUUUUGCGAAGUUUCAUGUACAGGCAUACUUUUGUCCUCUCUAAGGUGGAGAAACAAAAAAUCUGGGGAACUGUUGAGAGGUUACUCACAGACAACCAAGUUGAGGUACGAGAACAUGCCGCAGCAGUUUUGGCUGGCCUCAUGAAAGGAGGGGAUGAAGAUCUUGCCACUGACUUCCGCUCUAGAGCAUUUGAGCAAGCAAACAUCAUUCAGAAGAAAAAGAAGCAUAGAAGCCUGAAAUCAUCAGGACAGUCUGUAGCAUCCAUACAUGGUCAGAUACUUGCUCUGGCAGCUUGUGUGUUAUCAGUCCCUUAUGACAUGCCCAGUUGGUUGCCUGGACAUGUAACUCUACUGGCUCAAUUUGUCUCGGAACCAUCCCCUGUAAAAUCUACUGUUACAAAAGCAGUGGCAGAGUUCCGGCGAACUCAUGCGGACACAUGGAAUAUACAAAAAGAUUCCUUCAGCGAAGAGCAGCUUGAGGUUCUGGCUGAUACAUCCUCGUCUUCAUCGUACUUUGCUUGAUAUGUGGUAUUGUUAUUAUAAUUGUUAUUGUUUUUUUAAAAUAUUUUAUUUUCAUAUUAUGACCAAAAAGAAUUACUGUAAGAGAGAAACAUUCAAAUUUAGGAAAUUGUAUUUAAUGCUUUGUUGAUCAUUUAAUUGAAUUGAUUAUAUCUGUACUUUUCCUUCAUAAAUUCAGAUUCUUUUUAGUCUAA